This is a messenger RNA of Microtus ochrogaster (prairie vole), 2661 nucleotides long. It is a transcript of the gene Acer2, whose product is annotated as alkaline ceramidase 2. Gene Ontology annotation, cellular component: Golgi membrane. The record is from RefSeq and is a predicted model, not a curated record. Gene Ontology annotation, molecular function: N-acylsphingosine amidohydrolase activity. Gene Ontology annotation, biological process: sphingosine biosynthetic process; ceramide catabolic process. NCBI's taxonomy places the organism in Eukaryota, Metazoa, Chordata, Mammalia, Rodentia, Cricetidae.
UGCCGGUCGCCGCGGCGGAGAAGCUGCUCCGAUGCUCCAGAGCGGCCAUGGGCGACCCGCACUGGUGGGACCACCUGCGGGCUGGCAGCUCGGAGGUGGAUUGGUGUGAGGACAACUACACCAUCGUGCCUGCCAUCGCUGAGUUCUACAACACGAUCAGCAACGUCUUGUUUUUCGUUUUACCACCCAUCUGCAUGUGCCUGUUCCGCCAGUAUGCGAAGUGCUUCAACAGCGGCAUCUACUUAAUAUGGACUCUCCUCGUUGUAGUGGGAAUUGGAUCUGUCUACUUCCAUGCAACUCUCAGUUUCCUGGGUCAGAUGCUUGAUGAACUUGCCAUCCUUUGGGUUCUGAUGUGUGCUUUGGCCAUGUGGUUUCCCAAGAGGUAUUUACCAAAGAUCUUUCGGAAUGACAGGGGCAGGUUCAAGGUGGCCGUGUGUGUCCUGUCUGUAGUUGCAACAUGCCUGGCAUUUGUCAAGCCUGCCGUCAACAAUAUCUCUCUGAUGACUCUAGGGAUCCCAUGCACUGCCCUGCUCAUUACGGAACUGAAGAGGUGUGACAAUGUCCGUGUGUUUAAGCUGGGCCUCUUCUCAGGCCUCUGGUGGGCCCUUGCCCUCUUCUGCUGGAUCAGUGACCGAGUCUUCUGUGAGCUGCUAUCCUCUGUGCACUUUCCGUACCUGCACUGCGUGUGGCACAUCUUCAUCUGUCUCGCCGCGUACCUGGGCUGCGUGUGCUUCGCCUACUUCGACGCUGCCUCAGAGAUACCCGAGCAAGGGCCAGUCAUCAGAUUCUGGCCCAGUGAGAAAUGGGCCUUUAUCGGUAUCCCCUAUGUGUCCCUCCUGUGUGCCCGCAAGAAGUCGCCAGUCAAGAUCACAUGAUGGCAAGGCAGCGGCUGGCUUCUCGACUUAUUUCUCUUCGUGCACUGGGCUUCAUUUGCUGGCAAAAUUAGCCACAGGGGUUGAAGAAUCGGUGUGGGUAUAUCUGUUUAAAAUUCUGUUCCUCUGGACCACUGUGCCUGGGGGAGGAGGUCCAUCUUUUCCCUAGAUGGGGGAUGCAGGGCUCAGGGAGAGUAGGUGUGUCUUAUUCAGCAUCCUUUCUGGACAUGGGGGCUUGCUGGCCUGUCCAUUUUGGCAGUGGCAGAGCAGUUCUUUGGGAGACCCAGGGCAACUUCUUGCUGGACACGGUGGCUUGCUUGUGAGUACCCAGGAGUCAGCUUCUCUGGUAUACAAGACUUUCGGGUUUUGUGAUGGAAGGUGCCGAAGCUUUUCACUGGCAGGGAAGAAAUUGUCCUUUAACAAAACCAAGUGGAGAGGACACCCAGGGAGCCUGUAACUGAGGGGGCAGGCUUGUCACUUGCGCCUCUCAGCCUUCCCAGGUUUUCCAUGAGCUGUGGAUCCUUCAACCAUUACCUCGGCUGAGAGAGGGAGACUUGGUGCCAGAGGGCAAAGCAGUAACCCUCUGUGCCAAAACCUGCCCUCCGCUGUAAGCACACAUUAAAUAUUGACACUGUUUCUGCUCUUCCUGAAGCUCAGUAGCCUUCCCUGGUGUAAAGACUCCACACACAGCCCCUCUGCUUACCCCUUGACAUCUGAGCACACCAACGGCUCAUUUCUGUCACCGAGGCAGCUUUGGUUUUGACUGUGGAGCGUGUGUGAAGCUUUGGGGGAAAAGUUCUCACUGGAAGCUUCCAGGAUGUUGUCACCUCCAAGACUCUUACCCUGUUCCUCUGCUGCUUCCUGGGUAUGUGGGCCUCCUGCCUUUGUUCUCACGUUACCUGGUGCUAAUUGGUUUCUUAGAGCACUUGUCCGUUGUCUUUCUGUCUGUCACUACACUGUGAUUAGCUGGUUGGGGGUCACAGGUGGGCAGGGGUCUUCAGGGCAUGAGGUGGGAUAUCUCAGGGAUGUUUGUAACUCAGGCACCUUCUCUUUUCUGACAUUCCAUUGUGGGGAGUCGGACAGUGCUGGGAAAGCGGGGAUCGGAGUCACGAGGCCACUGUUCUGAGCCAUGAGCUCAGAAGCAGCUAGUAGGGUCUGGUACCUCAGGAACUUGUACUCUGGUUAGAAUUUUCACAGGGUCUGUAAUGGAAACUGAACUUAAGUUUUUACAUGAAUAGACUCCGUUUCACUUUUGUGGCUUUGAAGUUUUAUAAGUCACUUGCUAGGUUAUUUCUUGUUUAUAGGAACACAUCUUUUUGGAAGUAAGUUGUCUUUUAUUAAAUUUAUAGCAUUCCCUGCAUCUCCCAGGCAGCAAACACACAAGUUAUUUGAUUGGGGGAUUUCCAAGGCAGAAAUAUUUGGUUUUGAGUGUGUGUUUAUGUGAUCUUACUGUAUAGCUUAAAAUAUAUUUAAAAUGAUUUUUGAGUUGAAUGUUUGUGGCUACGUAGGGGUUCAGAAUUGCUGCUGAGCACUUUGGUUUUUGAGUCUAGAAAUUUUCAGAGGGCAAAAUCAAACCAUCCUUGUUUCUGGCUUAUCUUCCCAGGCAUGUGGUCUGCUUUUAUCUAUUCUACCCUGCGUAAUCGUCUUGAAGACACACCCCACUGCCCGACUCUGGAAGGGUUGGCUGGGGCUGGAGAGUUAGCUCAGCAGUUAAGAAUAGAGUGGGCAAUGGUGGAACACACUUUUCAUCCCAGCACUUGAGAGGCAGAGGCAGGCGGAUCUCAGUGAG